Plasmopara halstedii is the source of this 192-nucleotide messenger RNA. RefSeq lists its product as uncharacterized. NCBI's taxonomy places the organism in Eukaryota, Oomycota, Peronosporomycetes, Peronosporales, Peronosporaceae. The transcript has 3 exons. The record is from RefSeq and is a predicted model, not a curated record. Bases 1 to 192 code for a protein of 63 amino acids.
AUGGACAAGACGACGAAGCCCUUGAAACAUUGGCGACGUUUCGCAUACGUGGCAAGUGUGACACAAACGGAUGCGAUUGCGUGCGUACCAAGACUUGAUCUUCUUCAUGGAGGAUUCACGCGUGACAUCCAGCGAAUCGUUUUGACAGUCACCGGUCCUAGUGCACAGGUGGCGACGGAGGUGCUUCCUUAA